AGGGUCUUGGUCCUUUUCCCCUUGCUUUCCCGUCUCAUUAGCAGAGGAGCUGGAUUGGAAGUGGAGCAGCUGGGACCCCAACUGGCACCACCGUGGGACAGCAGUCCUGAAGGCACUGACUUACCUCACUAUGUGCUGACUACUUCUUCAUACUUCUAAUAUCGUUUGAAUAUGAGGUGUAAAGUUUUUUGGCUGUUCUUAGAAAUUCUGGAAGGAUACAAUGAAUUAUUAAGAGUCUUAGAAUUUUACAUAAGAUCACAACAGCUUCUCAUUUAUUAUUUCUUUUUAAUGCAAGGUUGAAGUGGUUACUACAAGAAUGCUAUUUAUGUUAGCAGGUAAGGCAUUUAUUUUGCAUCUCAUAACAUCUCUGUGAAUUUCAUGGUUGUCAGUUUCCUCAGGUGAUUCCCUCACCAGUUUGUGACGACGUGAGCACUGGAAGCAGAAUGUAGCUUGCUGGUAGUGGUGCUUAGCAGAGAAGAUUCACGCAUGUUCCGUGCCCGCGACUCAGGACACGAUCUCCAUCUCUGGGCCUGCCACCCCCUGACUUGGCUUUCACUGAGCCUGUUUCCUCAUCAGUAAACAUGAGGCAUCUUUUACCAUCUGAGGAAACUUCCCUGUGAUUCAUUUUAUUUUUUUUCUCACUGCAAAAUUAAAGAAUUAUACCAAAUUGAAAAGAUAUGAAUGAAUAUCCUAAAAAAAGAAAAAGGAAGACUUUACACCCGUCUCGUUAUUCAGAUUCCUCUGGAAUAAGCCGAAUUGCAGAUGGAUUCAAUGGGAUUUUUUCUGAUCAUUGUUACAGUGUCUGUUCUAUGAGACAGCCAGACUUGAAGUGUUUUGACAACAAAGAUGAUGAUUCUGAUACGGAGACAUCAAAUGAAUUGCCAAAAUUUACAGAUGGAAUCAAGGCCAGAAGCAGAAAUCAAAACUGCCUGGUUCCCAGCCCUGUACUUAGAAUUCUAGACCACACUGGCUUCCCUACAGAGAAAUCUGCUGACGUUGAGAUUUGCGAUGAAGAAUGUGACUCGCCUGAAUCGGUUAGCCAGCAGCCUCAGGAAGAGAGUCCUAUAGAAGUGCACACGGCUGAAGAUGUCCCGAUUGCUGUGGAAGUCCAUGCAAUUUCUGAGGAUUACGAUAUAGACACCGAAAACAAUUCCUCCGAGAGCCUCCAAGACCAAACCGAUGAGGAGCCACCAGCCAAGCUUUGUAAGAUUCUUGACAAGAGCCCAGCUUUGAAUGUGCCUGCUCAGCAAAAAUGGCCUUUACUAAGAGCUAACAGCAGUGGCCUCUAUAAAUGUGAGCUCUGUGAGUUCAACAGCAAGUAUUUUUCCGAUUUAAAGCAGCAUAUGAUCCUGAAACAUAAACGUACGGAUUCAAAUGUGUGUCGGGUAUGCAAAGAAAGUUUCUCUAGCAACAUGCUUCUGAUUGAACAUGCGAAACUCCACGAAGAGGACCCCUACAUCUGUAAAUACUGUGAUUAUAAGACAGUGAUUUUUGAAAACCUCAGCCAACAUAUUGCAGACACCCAUUUCAGUGAUCACCUCUACUGGUGCGAGCAGUGUGAUGUUCAGUUCUCCUCCAGCAGUGAGCUCUACCUGCACUUCCAAGAGCACAGCUGUGACGAGCAGUAUUUAUGUCAGUUCUGUGAACAUGAAACGAAUGAUCCCGAGGACCUGCACAGCCAUGUGGUGAAUGAACAUGCCUGUAAGCUGAUAGAGUUGAGUGACAAGUACAACAGUGCACAACACGGACAGUACAGCCUCUUAAGCAAAAUUACCUUUGACAAAUGUAAAAACUUCUUUGUGUGUCAAGUAUGUGGCUUUCGGAGUAGACUUCACACAAAUGUUAACAGGCAUGUCGCUAUUGAACAUACUAAAAUAUUUCCCCAUGUUUGUGAUGACUGUGGCAAAGGUUUUUCAAGUAUGCUAGAAUAUUGCAAGCAUCUAAAUUCGCAUUUGUCCGAAGGGAUUUAUCUAUGUCAAUAUUGUGAAUAUUCAACAGGACAGAUUGAAGAUCUUAAAAUUCAUCUAGACUUCAAGCAUUCUGCUGACUUGCCUCAUAAAUGCAGUGACUGCUUGAUGAGGUUUGCAAAUGAAAGGGAGUUAAUUAGUCACCUUGCCGUUCAUGAGACAACCUAGUUCUUAUUUUGAUUUACAUAACGUUUUUGUAAAAUAAUAAAUUCAACUUUGGAGAUGUUAAAAUGGAUGAUUUUAAACAUGAUAAUGAGAUUUGCCUUUAACAAAUAAGUUUAAAACAAAUGAGUUUUUAAUUGCCCUGUUUUUUGGGCAUUGCUACAUUAAAUGUCCAGUAUAUGAUUGUACCUUAA
This is a messenger RNA of Ochotona curzoniae (black-lipped pika), 2323 nucleotides long. It is a transcript of the gene ZNF639, whose product is annotated as zinc finger protein 639. Gene Ontology annotation, cellular component: nucleus. The record is from RefSeq and is a predicted model, not a curated record. Gene Ontology annotation, biological process: regulation of transcription by RNA polymerase II. Lineage: Eukaryota; Metazoa; Chordata; Mammalia; Lagomorpha; Ochotonidae. The transcript has 6 exons. Bases 678 to 2135 code for a protein of 485 amino acids. Gene Ontology annotation, molecular function: DNA-binding transcription factor activity, RNA polymerase II-specific; RNA polymerase II transcription regulatory region sequence-specific DNA binding.